AUGGAUUACAAUUCGAUCUCCGAUUUCCAUGAGGACAUUCAAUAUGUGAUGAAGGGUGACAUUGUGUGCCUUUCAUGCAUCGCAUCACAUAAUCGCGAUGGUGUUCUCGGUUCCGAACGUGUUUGCCUUUGCACUGAAGGCUUCGGUAACCGUAUGUGUACGCUGGAAAAUGUAUCCGAUAGGGAUAUUCCACCCGAUAUAGCUAUAUGUAUGCUUUACAUAGACAAUGCACUAUCGAUGAGAGCAUUGCAGGAGAUGAUGUCAGCUGAUUCGGAACAUAAAUCUGCUUCUGGUGCUGGUGGGCAUAAAACGCUGCUUUAUGGCCACGCUGUUCAGCUGAAACAUGUGCAGAGUGAGAUGUACCUGGCAUGCCUCUCAUCGUGUUCUUCCAACGACAAAUUGGCGUUCGACGUUGGUGUACAGGAAACGAAUGAAGGUGAGGCAUGCUGGUGGACGAUACAUCCUGCCUCAAAACAGCGCUCUGAAGGUGAAAAAGUUCGUGUCGGUGAUGAUGUGAUCCUCGUCAGCGUCGCAACCGAACGCUAUCUGCAUAUGGCCUUCAGUAAAGGCUACAUGGUGAUAGCGUCAUUCCAUCAAACACUUUGGAACAUUCAAAGUGUAAGCUCGGGUAGUGUACGCACAAGAAACAUGGGCUACGUAUUUGGUAACGAUGUGAUGCGACUGUUUCACGGUAAUGACGAAUGCUUAACGAUCCCUGAAAACUGGAGUGAACAUCCACAGCACAACAUGGUUAUAUAUGAAGGUGGUCAAGCAGUCAAUCAGGCUCGAUCUUUGUGGCGAAUCGAACUGAUCCGAAUGAAAUGGCAUGGAGCAUUGAUUGGUUGGGAACAGCUAUUUCGAAUCAAACAUAUCACUAGCGGAAGAUAUCUCGGAGUAUUGGAGAAUGCCGUUCAGCUCUAUCACAAGGAUAAGGCCGAUUUCGAUCUGACGGCAUUCGUAAUGUGCCAGAAUAAGGACCCCAAAAAGCAGAUGCUUGACGAAAAGGAAGAAGAGGGUAUGGGAGCGGCUACAAUACAGUAUGGCGAAACCAAUGCAUUCAUUCAACACGUGAAGACACAGCUAUGGAUGUCCUAUCAAACGUCCGAGAUUACCAAGAAGGGCCUUGGAAAGGUAAGAAUCCACAAUUUACAGAGAACUUAA
Cooperia oncophora is the source of this 1161-nucleotide messenger RNA. Lineage: Eukaryota; Metazoa; Nematoda; Chromadorea; Rhabditida; Trichostrongylidae. The record is from the annotation of a GenBank genome assembly.